Molecule: messenger RNA, 1836 nt
Organism: Exophiala xenobiotica
Lineage: Eukaryota; Fungi; Ascomycota; Eurotiomycetes; Chaetothyriales; Herpotrichiellaceae
Exons: 1
Coding region: 1-1797 (598 amino acids)
Source: RefSeq, a predicted model, not a curated record
AUGGCAUCUACGCACGACGAUCACACCACUUCCAGUCCCCUAACCCAAAUCACGAACGAAGACGCGUCGAGUCGGUCUCCGAGGGGAAGUCAUCAGGAACAUCCCCAGAAGACCGUCCGCAGAACGAGAUCACUUCGCUCCCUCAGGCGUCGGAUCGCAUCAUCCGACAGCCUACCAGAAGACGACUCUAUCUACAAUGCGGAAAGAGUCCCUUCAAGUGAAGAUGUCAGUCAAGAAGAGGAGGCACAGGAGGCCAACCAGGGUAACACACCGCAGGCUGUCACGGUUCUGUCCCGGCCUUUGUCAUCUAGAAGUCCUAAGGAGGCCGCCGUAUCCCACAGUCGAUGGCCAUCACCACAGCUGAACACAAUACUUGAGCAGAACAGCAUCAGCUCUCUUCGAAACUCUCACUCAUUGCCACGGUUGAAGGCCAGUCCUGAAAGAACUUCACACAUGGUGCAACCACAAAAGUCCAUUCAUUCAAUCCAUCCCAAGCAGGUGGCACCUUGGCCACUUAGACCUGCCCUACCUUCCGUGCAUCUUUAUCGACGUCGCUCGCAUUCAAUGCCUGACCUGGGCUGUAUCUCGGAACCGUCUGGGACCAAAGAACCCUCACCACACUCGUCCUCGUCCAAUGACGCUUCCGAAGAGCCAGCGGCUUACCCAACAUACCCAAACAGACCAGUACACCCUCCACCGUACAGAGUUCCAACACCGCCUGGCUUACCUUCUUUUGGGACGGACGAAGCCACCGAAUACAGGCUUCGCCAGGGACCUGCUCUCCGAAGGAUGUGGAACCGGCUUUGGCAACACUCUCAGGAGGACAGCGAUGAGCCACAGCCUGUCAGCCCACUUUCACUGAGCUCACAGUCAUUGGCCUCGAACCAACCUUCGAGUCCGCCAGGUGAAGUUUUCAGACGGACCCUGGCUAUGAUAGGGAUGUCCCGCGUGGUGAGCCCUCCGCCACCGUCUUCGACUGGACCACGGGCGAGCCUGCCAUCAGGAGUCUAUACCAUCAACACACCAGGUGCCCUGGCUCGCGCUGAUGACGGUACAUAUAUGAGAGGCCGCUUCGGUCCUCGGGCCAGCGGUCAUGGUAUCGGUGGAAGAAAUCUAGACUCGCAUCCACUUGGGCGCUCGAGCGGAACUGAUGAGGAAAUACGAGAAAUCGAUAAGGCUUGUGACAGAGCCGAUAUGGAGAGUGCCAUCAGUCAAAGCAUUGAGAGCGGAUCGCCCGGGCAAGCUGUUCUCACCUCUCCCUCAGAACAGGGGUCGAUACAUAUGUCACAACUUGAGAGAUUUCGCCAGAGAUUCCCAACAGAAGAACGUGGAUCUGAACACAGUCCAUCAAUCAUGCUUUCGCCACCCACCGGAUCAACAUCUCCUAUGGAUUCUCAAGAAGCAAUUGAGCAAGAAUUACGGAACAUCACCCAGCAUAUGCGACCUGGAAACAACUUCAUGACGCCUCCGCCGAGACGGGAUGGAACCGCACGUCCGACUUCACCCCCAAUGCAACCUGGAGGGAUGAGAUAUGGCCCUGGAUAUACUCCUUCCACUAUUCUGUCGCUAAGAAGUCUGGAUAGCACAAGUCAGAUUGAGGAAGAUCCAGAACGGAUUCGUGCAAGGGAAAUGGUCCUGGACGAACGAAGAAGGCAGCAAAGGAAGUUUUGGAAUCGUGCCGGGGAGAGACUGGAGGACUGCUGUUAUUCGUUCUGGGCCUGUACGUGUUUGAGACAGGAUCUCCGUGGUCAAUGGCGACAGGAACAGUCUUGGGAUUUAAAUCCAUGGAUCGAAUAAGAAAGCCAGAGAAUUAGCAUUAACGAAGCAAAUAAAUUG